Messenger RNA from Necator americanus (New World hookworm), 366 nucleotides. RefSeq lists its product as uncharacterized. The coding region runs from base 1 to 366 and encodes 121 amino acids. The transcript is spliced from 2 exons. The record is from RefSeq and is a predicted model, not a curated record. Lineage: Eukaryota; Metazoa; Nematoda; Chromadorea; Rhabditida; Ancylostomatidae.
AUGAAUGCAGAAACCUUGGCGGCAGAUCACUAUUUCACACCACGGUUAUGGCGGCUGUCCAGUAUUUCCUUCCUUCGACGUAGAACUCCGGCGACUUGGAGGCGAAGAAAGUCCGAAGGUCAUUUUCAAAGUGGUCACGAUCAUCGUAGCGCUUCUCUUCCAGGUGAUGCUGAAGCGAUCGGAAGAGGUGAUAGCCGCUCGGGGCCAGAUCCGGGCUGUACGGUGGGUGCAGUAGAAAUUCCCAUGCGAGCACCAGAAUUUUCUGGGAGUCUUCUUCGCGAUGUGAGGGCGUGCGUUAUCGUGCAGCAGGCGAACGUUGUCGAGCUUCGGGUGCUCCUUGCGGAUCUUGUCGGCCAGUCUUUGUAG